AUGUUUCUAAAAUUUCAUAGGGUUUUGGAUAUGGAAGAAUUAAGAGUAAAGCUAAAAUGUAAGAACAAUCAUAUACUAAUUGGUGGAGCAAAUGAUGAAUUGGUCAUGAACCAUACUACUAAGAUGAGAGAGGCAGUCACUCAAAAACUUGUUGACAGAUGUAUUUUGGAAGAAAUUGGAAAUUUCUUAAAAGACAUUUUGGAACCUUCUACAGAAAUAACUUGUACACCUGAUGUUGAAAAUAGAGAUUUAAAAAAACCUGUGUUCUCAAAAAAUAAGCCCAAUAGCAAACCUUUAGCACACCUCAACAAAGGAAACCAAAAACGUAUGGUUCCUGCCAAUAAACAAACUACACAGAAACAAACGGCAAAUCGCAAGACUAUCAAAACACCAAGUUUUUCUAUGGCAUCUAAAGUAAUUGUAAAAGAUAAACAACUUAUGCCUCCUCCUUCAUGUUCUCUUAAACAAAAAUACAAAAAUCUUCAGUGUGAAAAUGCCAACUCGACCAUAAAUAGUAUUCGUAAGUUAUUUUAGAAAAAAUAACAUUAUCCACAAAUUUUACUUUUAUAACUUUCCACGAGGACGUGUGCAAAUAUUGUUAUCCCUGGGCUCAUGGGGAAUAUAGGGUAUUCAAUACCU
This is a messenger RNA of Acyrthosiphon pisum (pea aphid), 639 nucleotides long. Its product is annotated as KAT8 regulatory NSL complex subunit 3-like. The transcript has 3 exons. The coding region runs from base 1 to 534 and encodes 177 amino acids. The record is from RefSeq and is a predicted model, not a curated record. NCBI's taxonomy places the organism in Eukaryota, Metazoa, Arthropoda, Insecta, Hemiptera, Aphididae.